Messenger RNA from Rubroshorea leprosula, 986 nucleotides. The record is from the annotation of a GenBank genome assembly. NCBI's taxonomy places the organism in Eukaryota, Viridiplantae, Streptophyta, Magnoliopsida, Malvales, Dipterocarpaceae.
CUUCUGUUGAAAUAUUUCCUAGUGAUUUUGAUACAAGUACAUUUGAUGAGCUUUAUAAUGCCUCACCACAUGCUCCAACUAGUUCUAUAGAAGAUGAUAUGCCUACUGGUAAUACAUUAGACAAUUUUGAGCCUUCCCUUACUUCCUCAUUUGUAUCACCUGUUGAUGUUGCGUCUGAUAUUGUUGAGUCUAAAAAUGAGUUUGUUGUCUCAUCCCUAAGUCAUCCUACUUGGGAGUAUAGAAUAAACUAUGAGGAAACAUCUGCUCCAGUUGCUCAUCUCACAUCUAUGCGUAGUUUGCUUGCUAUCGUAGUUAUAUGGAGAUGGAAAUUGUUUCAAAUGGAUGUGAAAAAUGCUUUUCUUAAUGGUGACCUAGAAGAAGAAGUUUAUAUGAAACCACCUCCUGGGCUUAACCAUCCUUCAAACAAGGAGCUAAAACAAUCUCGUAGUCAAAAAUUUGAAAUGAAAGAUCUUGGUAUUCUAAGAUAUUUUCUAGGGCUUGAAGUCACCUCUUCAAAUGAUGGCUACCUGCUUUCUCAAGUAAAGUAUGCCUUCGAUCUUGUUUCUAAGGCUGAACUCAAUAAUAGCAAGAGUGUUUCUACACCUCUUGAGUCUAAUACCAAGCGUACACCUAUGGAUGGCUCUCCACUUUCUGAUCUUACUCACUAUCGACAACUGGUUAGUAGUCUGGUUUAUCUUACCACAACAUGCCCUUACAUAGCAUGUGUAGUUCACAUUGUUAGUUAGUUUAUGGCUGCUUCUCGCUCCACCCAUUAUGCAGUAGUACUUUGCAUUGUUCGCUAUGUUAAGGGAACAUUGUUUCAUAGACUCCAUUUUUUUACUAACUUUUCUCUUAUGCUUCAUGCUUAUUCUGAUGCUGAAUGGGCUAGUAAUCCUUUUGAUCAUGGAUCUAUCUUCGGUUAUUGUCUUUUCCUUGGUAAUUCUCUUAUUUCUUGGUGGAGUAAGAAAUAAACUAUUCCAUCUCGU